AUGUUAUAUUUUUCGACAGUUUUGAGAAUGAAAGAGAAAAAAGUGCAAUGGAGUAUUUUGAAAACAAAUAUCUAUCAAAUGGCAAUUCUGAAAGGUUUGUCAUGGCAAUCGCUGAAGGCGAAUUAUUCACUGAUACCGCUGUUUUCCAUCGUCACAAUUGGUAUGGCAAUGGCAGCUGGACAUGCAUUCCGUAGUCUGGCGUUUUCAACGGAUGUCAAAGUGAAUCGACGUAACCCGGAACGACCAUGGGAAACCCAAGUGAAUGAUGAUGGCUCGUUCAAACACGCCAAAUAUCUUAAACUCAAUGACUACCGUCAACUCAAGAAGAGCGAAUAUGAACCCGAGCUCGACGAGUAG
Molecule: messenger RNA, 357 nt
Organism: Adineta ricciae
Lineage: Eukaryota; Metazoa; Rotifera; Eurotatoria; Adinetida; Adinetidae
Source: the annotation of a GenBank genome assembly